This is a messenger RNA of Cylindrotheca closterium, 1086 nucleotides long. NCBI's taxonomy places the organism in Eukaryota, Bacillariophyta, Bacillariophyceae, Bacillariales, Bacillariaceae. The record is from the annotation of a GenBank genome assembly.
AUGUUGCUGCCUCUUCUUCUUUUCCGUUGCUUCAUCAAUGCCAUUGCCCUGUCUGACCGACUAUCACCGUACAUGUCACAAGGGCGCGUAGCUGUCGUUACUGGUGCAUCACGAGGAAUCGGGCGCGCAAUUGCUGUACAACUCGGAACAGAGAACUUCACUGUCUACACGUUGGGCAGAUCAAGUCGAAAGUCGUCAUCGCCCAUACCAGGGCAGCGUCCUGUCGCUGAAGGAUUGGACCUUACUGUCGAGUCCGCAGCAGAAGAGGUUAGCAGACGGGGGGGGGAUGGUCAUGCGAUUGUAUGUGAUUUAUCGAAGGACAAUGAAAUCGAUCGGAUACUUUCUGAGAUUUUUGCAGCUGAGGGAAGGCUCGAUAUACUUGUUUGCAGCGCAUUCGCCGUUCCGCUUGGAACUAGCAUACGAGGCGAUUUUUGGCAACAAGAUAUGGAUAUGUGGUCAACUCUAAUGAAUGUUGGACUGAGGCAAGUGUAUGCUGCUUGUCGAGCAGCAGCACCUUCGAUGAUCGAGACAGCAAGGACUACAAAAAAAGCACCGCUUAUAUGCCUAGUUUCUAGCUUUGGCGGUAAAUCUUACACCUUCAACGUGGCAUAUGGAGUCGGAAAAUGUGCCGUUGAUCGUCUGGCAUCAGAUAUGGCGUACCAAUUGAAGAAGCAUGGCGUGGCCUCCAUUUCUCUGUACCCCGGCCUCGUGAAGACAGAGGGCAAUCUGGCAAUGGUUGAAGAUGGUAGCUGGGAUGAGGCUAGCGGAGGCCUUGACCUCUCACAGGGCGAAUCGCCGGCUUUCUCAGGCAAGGCGGUUGUACAACUCACCAAGCUAAAUAGGGAAGAAAUAUUGGAACGCUCUGGAAACGUGGAGGUUGUGGCUGAAUUGGCAAAUGAGUUUGGAUUCACGGAUAUUGACGGAUCGCAGCCGCCGUCAAUUCGAAGUCUGCGCUAUCUUCUCCCCAACUUCGUUUUUCCGCAAGUCGAAAAGGAAGCUGGAAAACCUAUUCCACAGUGGAUCAAAAACAAUGUUCCAGAUUUGCUGGUGCCAUGGUCCGUGUUUUCAUCCCCCCCUCCCUCCUAA